Messenger RNA from Parathielavia appendiculata, 465 nucleotides. RefSeq lists its product as uncharacterized. The record is from RefSeq and is a predicted model, not a curated record. The coding region runs from base 1 to 465 and encodes 154 amino acids. Lineage: Eukaryota; Fungi; Ascomycota; Sordariomycetes; Sordariales; Chaetomiaceae. The transcript is spliced from 2 exons.
AUGGUUUCUACACUCCCCUUCCUCCUCGCCCUCCCGUCCCUGCUGGUAUCAACGGCUCUGGCCGCUCCUUUAGAAGCGCAUGCCAUCCUUGCCCCACGCCAGAUUGUGUGCCCGACUGUCUCGCGCUGGCGAGGCUAUGACUACUCGACGGUGUGGCUGUCGACGACCACCGUGACAAAUGGCUGGUCCUCGCUGGGCUCCGUCACUUCCACCAAGACUGAGUCCGAGACUCGCACCAUAGUCACCGCCUCCACCGUCAUCUCGCCAUCCGUAACUACACUUCCAGCAACCACGACCACAACUAAUGUGGCCACCGACACCACGACGAUUACUUGGCAAACCUAUACAUCAACCGUCACAUCCCCGGGCUUUGCACCGUCCUCAGUCUGCCAAGUGACAACCGUCACAUACACUAUUCCGAGCACGACUAGUAUCACUUAUACUCGGGAUGUCUCGUACGUCUAA